Molecule: messenger RNA, 1930 nt
Organism: Paramecium tetraurelia
Lineage: Eukaryota; Ciliophora; Oligohymenophorea; Peniculida; Parameciidae
Exons: 2
Biological process (GO): pseudouridine synthesis
Cellular component (GO): nucleus
Molecular function (GO): RNA binding; pseudouridine synthase activity
Source: RefSeq, a predicted model, not a curated record
AUGGAAGCUGCAGUUGGAAUUGAAUCAUUCCUGCAAGAAGGAUAUCCAUUUAAGUGUAUCUUCAAACAUCGCUUUACCGAUUUCAUUGUAUAGGAAAUCGAUCUCAAGAAUUAAGUGGCAGUGAUAUCCGAUAAAACCAAAUGGAACAAUACCGAUCAGAAGCAGGAUCAACCAUUCCAAAAAAAAGACAAGGCAUUACCCUUUGCAAAUUUGACUCUGUCUGAAGAAUUUCUAUAGCAAUCCACUCAACUAUUUGGACAAGAGGUCACCGAAUAAUUCAAAUAAUUUGUUGAGAAGGUGAAGACCACUGGCAAAUGUGUAUAAUUUGAGACUAAAGUCCCUUUGCCUGAAUCAAAAGAAGAUAGAAUUAAGGUGCAUCAAUUGAUUAGGUAAAAUAUUCCAAUCCUUGAAUCCUUCACUAAAAAUGUCCACAAUUAAAAGAGCAAAGCAGAAAAGAAGGAAGACAAAGCAAAUGAAAAACUUUAAGAACAAGUCCUCUAAGAUCACAUUCUCAUCAAGACUAGUACCAUAAACUUCAAAAAAUAUGUGGCUAGUCAGACUACAAGCAAAGCCUAUGGAGAAAGUAAGAAAUUUGUCAAAUUUUUGUUGAUGAAAAGAAACAUUGAUUCGAUCAAUGCAGGAAUGUUUAUAUCGAAGUAACUUGGAUUAUCGAAUAAGCACUUUGCUAUUGCAGGCACAAAGGAUAAAAGAGGCAUUACGACUUAAUGGGCUACACUUUAAGGAAUGGAAAUAGGUUAGUUGAUAGAAAUAUAGGAAAGAAAGUUUUGGAAUUCGAACAUCUUGAUGUCUGAUUACUCAUAUUAGGAUUCAGGAAUUAGAUUAGGAGACUUAUAAGGAAACAAGUUUUGUGUCACCUUGAGGUUUCUGAGUGAGUUGACACAAAAUCAAUAAUGGGAAUUAGCAAAGAACAUUGAAAAUUUAAAAUCAUAUGGAUUUGUGAAUUAUUUUGGUCUAUAAAGAUUCGGAUCCAAAUCCAAAAUUAAGACUCAUCAGAUAGGCAAGGAAAUAAUCAAGAAGAAUUGGAAGGAAUGCAUUCGAUUGAUCCUAUUGUCAUCGCAACAAGAAGACGAGGAGAGAAUCAAUUAAUUAUUUGAACUUGAUGAUUUUGUAACGAUGUCCACUCUUAUUAAUCCAAAGUUAAGGAUUGACAAAUAAUUGGUAGACAGUUUAUUGUAAAAUGGAGUGCAUAAUUACUUUACAGCAUUACAGAGUCUGCCUAGAAAUGCAAGAGAACUCUACCUCCAUGCUUAUCAGAGUUAUAUUUGGAAUAGAAUGGCAUCGAUGAGAAUCAAAUAAUUUGGAAACAAGAUCGUUGUAGGUGAUAUUGUAAGUGCCACUAUUCUGGAUGAAGGAGUUGCAGAAGAAGGAGAGGAAAUCGUUUAACAGGUUGCAGAAGAUGAAGAACAAUAGAAAAAUCAAACAAUUUCGGCUUGUGUUCUUGUGACUGAAUAGAAUAUUUCACAAUAUACCUUUGACCAAAUAGUUUUGCCAAUCUAUGGACACAAAAUCACCAUUCCUGAAGAAUCUAUAGCUUCGAGUUUAUUGAAGGAAAUAUUUUAGGAGGAACAAAUUACUAAAUAAGAUUUCGAGGAUGCUUCCAAUAAGUUUUUUAUUGAUGGCAAUUUCAGAUAUUUUGUUUAAAUUCCAACUGAAGUGGAUCAUCAAUUAUUCAAGUAUUAGAACAAAGAUCAAGAUGUGGUUGAUUCCUUUGGAGAACUAAUCGUCGACCAAGGGACAUAUUAAGGUUUGCUUUUCAGGUUCAAGUUAAAGAAAAGUAGUUAUGCAACUAUGCUAAUAAGAGAGCUCACUAAAUGCCCAUCAACUUUGGAGUUUUAAUAAGAGUUAAGUGUAGAAUUCAAAUGAGUAUUUUCUACAAUCUUGUAAAGGUGUAUUUGAAUUUAAUUUCUUA